AUGACGCCUGUCGCUAGAGCUAAUGCAACCAAUCCUGCAAGGAACACGACGAAGGAUACCGACGGUUCUUCGAAGCUGAACGUGAAGGGUCGCUGUGCUUCCUCAGAUAAUAGUCAAGCGUGGUCUGAGCACGGAGUGACACCAAAGGCGUCGAUCGAUGAUUCUGCAAAAUCUGUAAGGAGCCGAGCUCUCAGGCGUACAGCAUACAAAGAGAGAGAUAUUUCGUCAGAGGAGUUGGGGCCCCCGCUGCAGGUGGUCGAAGUGGAAAGUCCUCAGGAAAUGUUUAUUGCUAGUCUGUUGAAAGCAAACAGGAUGUGCGACAUUAGAGAGAAGAGGUGUGUGGUACCGUGGUGUAUGCGCAGUUUCAGUCGCUUUGAAAUUCUGGCAUACCAUCUAAGUUACGCACAUCAGGAAUUACUACCACCCGGUCACCAGACUUGCAGUCUGUGCGGCAAGGUAGCUCUUGGUUUGAAGUCCCUUUCAAAUCAUCUCCGAUCCCGUCACCGAAUGGUCGAAGAACGUUACAACAAUGAACUGAUCAAACAGUGCUGCGGGGAAGAAGAUGACAGGAACAAGAACGGUUUGAGGUUGACUAGAAAUAUGCCUGAUUUGAAAGCGCUGUUUAAUUCUAAGAAGCGAUUGUCUAAUCGACCCGCUCCAAAAAAUGACCGUUUGAUAUCGACGAUAAAAAUGAACGGUAUGCAAGAUAAUGUUUUUUCUAAGUCAUCAGAGUCUGAGGUGAUGACGCAUUCGACGGUCAAAAAUGCGAAAACUACUACCACCACUGACUCUGAUGCAGCAACGACUGCAGAUCAAUUGCGCCCCUCUGUUGUGCGAAACGAUGCCAACAAACCACCAUCGGUUAAUAAUGUCCUGGUGAUGUCCCCUUCGUUCAGAGUGGAUGACAGUGACAAAGAAUCUUGCCAGAAAGAUUUCGCUAACUCUACACCGAGGUGCCAAGUUGCGACAGUGACGAACGAUGACUUGAAUUCAACUACCCCAAGAAUGUCGCAGCCGUCUGUCUCGCCUACAAAGAAUUUUUCGCUUCCGCGUAUGACGCCGUCUCGCAGUGAGAAGCCAGUGAGUACACUGUAUCAUUUACCGAUAUCGGAUACUAACACAGCAGCGAUGGAUAGGCCGUCUCUGAAACGGCCAAACAGCUUCUGUGACGAUAGCGCGGUACGGGAUCAUUCGCAGGACCGUGGUACAAAUACCACUACGACGGAGACCAGUUGUGAACCACCGAGCAAAAGACUGGAAAAGUAUUUUCAAAGUAAUAAAACUCGCAACCGUACCAAAGCCAGAUUAGACUGGAAUUCAUGGAGAAAGGCGAUACAGGAUCUGGCAAACACAGACUCAGAAGACAUGAACGAACAUCAGAUAGAUUCAGAAACGUCAGUGCAGUCAAGGCUUAUUCACGAUGCGUCUGUAAAUGAGGAACAGUCUCGAGAACGAGAAAGAGGCGUUCAAGUGUUCAUUUAUAACGGGGAGGAGGAGUCCUUAAACACAUGUUCCGGGUUCCAAGGAGGGCGAACGAAGUCACCAGUUAAAAAUCGAAAAACUGAAGCAGACGCUAAGUCAGAAAGCAACAGCAAAACAGAGACUGCAGAGGAUGUAAGAUCGGCCUUUCAUGCGUUUCUCUGGAAAUCAAAAGUCACUACUAGCUGGAAACGAAUUGACCCAGAAGAUAUGGACAAGUUGCCAGUCGUCUUUAACGGUGUCCAAUAUAAAGAAUUCCUAAAAAUUGCUGAUCUUGAAAACCAUCAGUGUCUUCUCUGUCAUUCCAAGUUUACGUCCGAAGGUGAUACAGGUCGUCACUGCUGUUCCCAUCUCAACUUCGUGCGCUUUUAUUGCCAUCUGUGCAAUGCGGCAUUUUUCUCUCCUAGCGACGUCGCGCAGCAUCUGAUGAACCACUGCACCAGAGUCAAGCCAAAUGAUCUUAAGCGACCACAGGUUUUGUUGAAUAUCAUGCCAUGCUGCGAAGAGGUACCAGGUAAAGUUGCUUCUUUGGAUGGAUAUUCGAAAACUCAGCCAUGCACGUCGAACCUCAAUGCAGUGAUUCGUGAUUCAUCUCCAGCUGGUGAAAGAUGUUCAUCUAUCGAGGAAACAAGAGGCCAUUCGGAGAGCGCCACGGCCCAUCAGCAGGACGGAGGUGAAAGCAGAAAUCUUGAAUCAGUAAAGCCGGCUUAUUCACUCGCUUCUUUCAAUGACUGGACUGAAAAUGGAUCUCCCGCUGCCGUGGUUGGUCUCGAAGUUUACGUCCACAGUUCAUUGCCAGUACGCUGCAGAAGGCGUAGGAAAUGA
Molecule: messenger RNA, 2304 nt
Organism: Soboliphyme baturini
Lineage: Eukaryota; Metazoa; Nematoda; Enoplea; Dioctophymatida; Soboliphymatidae
Source: the annotation of a GenBank genome assembly